This is a messenger RNA of Striga asiatica, 639 nucleotides long. The record is from the annotation of a GenBank genome assembly. Lineage: Eukaryota; Viridiplantae; Streptophyta; Magnoliopsida; Lamiales; Orobanchaceae.
AUGAAAAAUAUCGUUAUCGUAGUCGGAUAUGUGGGCCACUUCCGCAGAUCAGACAACACUGUGAAGCAGUGUCGGGCCGACUUUCACUGCCGAGUGAGAAGAGGCGAAGAACUGUGUGCGUGUGUUUUGGGGCUACGGUUCGGGUAUAAUCUUAACAAAAUUGGAUUUUUCCCCAAUCUCCUCAUAAACUCUCAUUCGCAGCUGUGUUCUUCAUUUCGUCGACUCCGAGGCAUGACUUCCACCACGUGCAGCGACGACCAAGGCAACCGGUUAUCUUGCGCAAUUGAAAGAAAGUUCGACCAACUGACCUUGGUUUUCGCCAACAACCACCAAAGCAAGUCAGCGUCAACGACGAGGACGGCGGUCGACAGUGUUUCAGCAAGUCAAAGCGACGUGCAACGACGUGUUAGCCAGGUGGGUCGUAGCAACGCCAACAGCUGGUUGCGUUUUUGUGUCUCCAUCGGAUGUCCGACGAGGAGCCGUGUAGCAGGCCUCGGUAACUGUCAGGCUUCUUACGAACUGAUUGGCGAGGAGGUGAAAAACCCGUUCACCCCUCCUAUUGCUUCCGCUUCGACCGUCAUGAAUUCUCUCUCUGAGCCGAUAGAGAAGGACGACUAUUUUGUUUGUUCCAACCUGUGA